AUGUGCAGUGUGAGAGGAGGGGGGAGUGAAGCAAAGAAUGUGAGUGUGGAGAGGGGAGUGAAGCAAGAAUGUGAGAGAGGGGGAGUGAAGCAAGAAUGUGAAGUGUGGAGAGGGGGAGUGAGCAAGAAUGUAAGUGUGGAGAGGAAGUGCCGGAAGACGAAGUGUGAAGGACGAAGUGUGAACAGGAAGUGUAUUGAGAGCAGAAGUGUCAGGAGACGAAGCGUGAAGGACGAAACGUGUGAUGGGACCAGAAGUGUGAACAGGAAGUGUAUUGAGAGCAGAAGUGUCAGGAGAAGAAGUGUGAUGGGCCCGGAAAAGUGUCAGGAGACGAAGUGUGAUGGGCCCAGAAGUGUGAAAGGAAGUGUAUUGAGAGCAGAAGUCAGAAGUGCCGAGAGACGAAGUGUGAAGAACAAGUGUGAACAGAAGUGUAUGGAGAACAGAAGUGUCAGGAGACGAAGUGUGAUGGACCAGAAGUGUGAACAGGAAGUAAGUGUCAGGAGACGAAGUGUGAAGGACGAACAGAAGUGUCAGGAGAAGAAGUGUGAAGGACGAAGUGUGAUGGGACCAGAAAAGUGCCGGGAGACGAAGUGUGAAGGACGAAGUGUGAACAGGAAGUGUAUUGAGAGCAGAAGUGUCAGGAGACGAAGUGUGAAGGACGAAGUGUGA
Penaeus vannamei (Pacific white shrimp) is the source of this 666-nucleotide messenger RNA. The record is from RefSeq and is a predicted model, not a curated record. NCBI's taxonomy places the organism in Eukaryota, Metazoa, Arthropoda, Malacostraca, Decapoda, Penaeidae.